This is a messenger RNA of Pistacia vera, 708 nucleotides long. RefSeq lists its product as uncharacterized. The transcript has a single exon. Lineage: Eukaryota; Viridiplantae; Streptophyta; Magnoliopsida; Sapindales; Anacardiaceae. The coding region runs from base 178 to 561 and encodes 127 amino acids. The record is from RefSeq and is a predicted model, not a curated record.
GAAAUUCCAAGCCUCGAUAAUGUGUGGCAACUCGCAAUUGCCAACACAAUACAAAGAGUAGAAGACCAGCAAGUCAGCAACACGGUUUCCAAAUUGGAAUGAAAAAUCUUUCAUCUUCCUUGAUUUUAUCGUUCAUCCUCAUAAACGAAGCGCAGAACUAAACUGAACAAAACGAGGAUGGCUUCAAUCUACAGCUGCAGCGAGUGCGGGAGCAAUCUGAACCUGAAGACCACCCAUCUCUAUCCGGCCGACUUCUACUUCGAGGCGGGAAACAAGGGCUCACUCUCCUUCGCUUUGAUCGAUGACACCAAGUUCAGUUUCGAAAAAGAGGACAAGUUGAGACCUUUUUUUGAAACUCGAAACUACUGGGGAAUUCAGCGAAACAGGACCAAGAUUAAAUGCAAUAGUUGUGGUUUUCAUGUUGGAUUCAUUUACGAUGAUGGGCCUCCGCUCACUGAGACUCCUGGCCGCGUCUUUCAUUUUGGACCCAGUCAAGCCAUACCUAGAGCUCCGAGAUAUAGGUUCAAGACCAAGGCUUUUCGGAUCUCCACAGAGACUUGAACAAUUUGCUCUCCUGUUCUGUUCCGUUUUUGUAUUUUUGAUGGGGUGCUCAUUUAGAUAUGCUCAUUUUCAUUUUUAAUUUAUGUUAUGGAUUUUUAUUUCAUUUAUCUCUGUAUUCAAUAUUUUGAUAUAGUUUAUAUAAUUUUG